This is a messenger RNA of Dermochelys coriacea (leatherback sea turtle), 4502 nucleotides long. It is a transcript of the gene SLC43A1, whose product is annotated as solute carrier family 43 member 1. Gene Ontology annotation, biological process: transmembrane transport; neutral amino acid transport. Gene Ontology annotation, molecular function: neutral L-amino acid transmembrane transporter activity; L-amino acid transmembrane transporter activity. NCBI's taxonomy places the organism in Eukaryota, Metazoa, Chordata, Testudines, Dermochelyidae. The transcript has 15 exons. Bases 583 to 2514 code for a protein of 643 amino acids. The record is from RefSeq and is a predicted model, not a curated record.
AUCUUUCUUUAAUUCACUUUUUCUUUGCUCAUUUGUUCUUUCAUUCCUUCAGUCUUUCUUUAACUCAUUCAUUCUUUUAUUCAUUUUUCAAUUCCCUCUUUAUUUUGUUCUUUGCCUUUUUAGCUCCUUCAUAUUUCCUUAUUCUUCUUAUCCCUCUCCUGGCUCUUGCUCUCUCUCACACACACACAUGCAGAGUUGAUGCCCUUAUAAAGCAGACAGACACAUGCUCUUUUCACUUCCUGCACUGCUAGACACACACAAGCGCUCUUCAACUCCGGAGCAGCCGUUUGUAACCCCAGCUGUUGGCAAACAGCAGGCGAAAAAACAGCCCUCUUAGCCAGUGGCUUGAGGCAGAGGGAGAGUUCGCUCAACCCCUCCCUGCCCCGGGAUCACCGAGCUGGGCCCCCCCCGGCCCCGACCCCUUUCUUCAGGCGGUUUUCUAGCUCUACAGAAACCAGCACAGCUACAGCGACCCUGCAAACACGGCUGAGCUAGAGCAGAUCUAGAAAAACAGCCAGUCUCCAUUUCCUGCCCAGGUGGACUAGCUCUCCCAGCCCUGCCCGUGGCCCCAGUGCAGCCGGGAUGGCGCUGACACUGCAGCAGUCGUACCAUCGGCGCUGGUGGAUGGCAAGCACCGCCGUACUGGAGAACCUCUUCUUCUCCGCUGUGCUGCUGGGCUGGGGCUCCCUGCUCCUCAUGCUCAAGCAUGAGGGCUUCUACUCCCACAUGUGCACAGGUGAAAAUGGAACCAACGGCUCGGCUCUGGGGCUGCCCCCCAACCACUGGCCUAGCUGCGUGGAGCAGGAGGAGAUGCUGAACCUGGGCUUCACCAUCGGGUCCUUCCUGCUGAGCGCCGCCACCCUGCCCCUGGGGGUGCUCAUGGACCGUCUAGGGCCCCGGCCCCUCCGCCUCCUGGGCAGUUUCAGCUUUGCUGUCUCCUGUGCUGUGAUGGCCCUGGCUGCCUACGACCCCCCAGUUCUCUCCCCACUGAUUUUCCUCGGCCUGUCCCUGAAUGGCUUCGGGGGUAUCUGCCUGACAUUCACCUCUCUGACGCUGCCCAACAUGUUUGGGAACCUGCGCUCCACCUUCAUGGCGCUGAUGAUUGGCUCCUACGCCUCCUCGGCCGUCACCUUCCCCGCAGUCAAGGCAGGUUCAACCCCCUCUUCCUGCCCCAGAGCAGUGGGUGGCCUGGGUUGCUGGGCUGGGGGGCUCGCAGAGAGCUAUCAGCACCCCUGGGUUACGUGGGGAAAAAUCAGGGCUAUCAGGGUGACCCCUGCCCAAGAGGCCAGCCAGAUCCUCCCUGUCCACAUCCGCCCCCCUAACCUCCUGCUCCCCUGUUCCCAGCUGAUCUACGAUGCCGGCAUCUCCUUCAUUGCCAUUAUGCUGACCUGGUCAGGCCUGGCCUGCCUCAUCUUCCUCAAUUGCCUGGUCAACUGGCCCAAGGAAUCCUUCCCGGCGCCCGAGGAGGUGAACUACACGAAGAAGAUCAAGCUGAGCGGGCUGGCACUGGAUCACAGGGUGACAGGCGAUCGGUUCUACACCCAUGUCACCACCGUGGGGCAGCGCCUGAGCCAGAAGGGGCUGUGCCCGCAGGAAGGCAAGGAGCUUUGCCCAUCCAUGCAGGACCUGUACCAUGGGGCCAUGAUGCCUGCCGAGUACUUGAUCCCCUUCCGCCGCAGUGUCUGCUCCCCCAUCUUCCUGUGGAGCCUGAUCACCAUGGGCAUGACCCAGCUGCGUGUCAUCUUCUACAUGGCAGCGAUGAACAAGAUGCUGGAGUUCCAGGUGACGGGCGGCGGCCAAGACGUGCCAGAGGAGCUGAUGGAGCAGGCCGAGGGCACAGUUGGGUUCUACGCCUCCGUCUUCGGGGUCAUGCAGCUGCUCUGCCUCAUCACCUGCCCCUUCAUCGGCUACGUGAUGGACUGGCGCAUGAAGGACUGUGUGGAUGGGCCGCUGGGCACGGGUGCCACUGCGGCAGCUGGGGCCGGGGCUGAGAAGUCACCUGCUAGGCCCCGUUACCGCAAGAUCCAGAAGCUCACCAACGCCAUCCGGGCCUUCACCUUCACCAACCUGCUGCUGGCGGGCUUUGGGGUCACUUGCCUCAUCAACAACCUACCUCUGCAGUUUUUGACCUUUGUCCUUCACACCAUGGUGCGAGGCUUUUUCCACUCUGCCUGCGGGGGUCUCUACGCGGCUGUGUACCCGUCCAGUCACUUUGGCACUCUGACUGGCCUGCAGUCGCUGAUCAGCGCCGUCUUUGCUCUGCUGCAGCAGCCACUCUUCAUGGUCGUGGUGGGACCCCUGGCUGGCGACCCCUUCUGGGUCAAUUUUGGCCUCCUGAUCUUCUCUCUCCUGGGCUUCCUGCUGCCUCUCUACCUCUGCUACUUCCGGCGCACCCUGCUUCGGGACCAGGCAGCACUAGGAGAGAUCCCGGACAUGGCUGAGGGCACCCAAGUCAAACUCCAGGACGGCGUGGCCCUCAAUGGCAUGCUGAGCGCUGACGACACUGAGGCAUAGGGGGGGCUGGAGAACGGGGGGGGGGCGGGGAGGAGAGCGUGGGUGACAAAGAACAAAAUGCCAGAUCCGCUCAUCAGACGAUUGCCGAACAGAUGGGAUGAGACACUAAGAGCAGGAAAAAGAAACACUUGUAGGUUUCAAUACACGGGAGCCAUGGAAAUAGCCGAGCUGCGUCGAAUUUCUAAUAGUUUUUUUUUAGAGAGAGAGAGAGAGAGAGAGAUCUAUAUAUUUUUGCAGGGAACUUUAUAAAGCUCUAUGGCUGUAAAUAGCUAACCAAAGAUUGGGGUGCACUCCUAAACCCCAAAUCAGGAUGCACUUUCCCAUAAAGAUCUGCCCCUUAGAAAGGGGUGCUGGAUCAGGGCAUUCAGGAUAAUAAUUUCUAGCACUUACCUAGCCACUUUCAUCUGUCAGACUGUGGUGGGUGAGUAUCAGAAUUCCCCUCCUCCCCGCCAUGUUAUAGAUGGGGAAACCGCCUAGCUGCUAGGUCCUGGGUUUGAAUCACAACUUCCCCCUCUCUGCCCUGCCUGAUUGAGCCUUUGCGUAUCUGCUAACAUGGAGGGGUCAAAGUUUCCUCACCCUGCUAGGAUGUCCUUCAUUGGCCCACACUGGGUUGUUGAUAAAGUUUCUUUUAAAACAAAUGAAAGGAAGUAUUUCUCCACACAACACACAGUCAGCCUGCUGGAACUCUGCUAGAGGAUGUUGUGAAGGCCAAGACUAACAGGGUUAAUAAAAAAAGAACUAGAUAAAUUCAUGGAGGGUAGGUCCAUCAAUGGCUAUUAGUCAGAAUGGGUCGGGAUGGUGUCUCUAGCCUCUGCUUGCCAGAAGCUGGGAAUGGGCAGCAUAGGGUGACUAGCCGGCCCAAUAAAAUCGGGGCUGUCACGAUUUUUAGGUCUUUGUCCCGCAUUCCGACCGAUGCACGGUGGGGACACCAUUUGUCUUGAUAUUGCGGCUUUGGCCGCUCCGGCUUAUUUUUUUUUUUUUUUUUGCUUCAUCAACUUUGUCGCUUUUUUUUUUGCUUCCCCCUUGUGUCCCGAUAUUUUUGUCGUUUCAUCUGGUCACCCUAGGGCAGCAGGAGAUGGAUCAUUUGAUGAUUACCUGUUCUGUUCAUUCCCUCUGGGGCACCUGGCACUGGCCGCUGUCAGAAGACAGGAUACGGGGCUAGAUGGACCUUUGGUCUGACCCUAUAUGGCCACUCUUAGGUUCUCUUCUAGGAUGUCCCCUGUCUGCCAACGCUGGGGUGUCGAUAAAGCUUUGAUUCUUCUAGGACAUCCUCUGUCUGCCAAUGCGGGGUGCUGAUUAAGUUUCCCCUCCCUUCUCAGGCCACCCCACACCAAGAUACCCUCUAUCUGCUAACUCUGGGAUGUCGAUCAAGUUUCCUUCUGUUAUAGACACACUCUUGUCUCUUGACACUGAAGUGUUGAUCAAGUUUCCCCUCCCCUAUUUUAUAAGCUAUCUCACUGUGUAUGGUGGCUGUGGAUCCCACCCCAGCAGAACCAGACACUGGGAGGUGUCUGGGGUGAGUGGCUGCUGGGUGCGUAUUUCUCAGGUGCUCCUAUUCAUCUCUUAUUUGGGAGAGAGCAAAUGUCCAUGUCUACAAAUGGUACUAAGGGUGGAUCAGAUCCAACAGUGGGUUCUGAGUCUGGCUGCAGACCUUUCAGGGGAUGGGUGCAGGUGCUGGGUUGGCAGUAUUGAAGGGAGGUGCUUGAAAUCACAGGCUAUCUCUGUCAUUCCAGGCAGAGCUGGGGAGCAACCACAGUUGGCCACCUUCAAGUGACAUUGUUGCAUCCAUUCUCUAUGGUGGUGCACCCCCUUCCCGGGGGCCAGCAAAGGGAUUCGCCAGGAAGGGAUGGGAAUGGGCCCCUGCCCCCCUCCUCUCUGUAAGCCCCACUGUCUCUCUGCUCCCCCAUCGCUGGUGCUCCCCAGCCAGGGGGGGAUUUAAUUUAUUGUUCUGCUCAUAUGUUUCAGAGGAAAUAAAAAGGCAAAUAUGA